AUGGCUCCAUAUACUUUUGAACUCUUCGCACCAUAUAACAAACAAGCUGGUCUUCGAUUGAAAAAUGCUAAUGCAAGGAUGUUUGGACUUGAUAUUCCAAUGGAACUAAAUGAACAAGAUGGAUACUGGCGUGCAACACUAGAUCUAGCUGAUGGUAUUUAUCAUUAUCAAUAUAAAAUAGUUACAAAAUCAUGGUUUGAACCAGAGCCAGAACCUGCUCUACCAGACUAUACAAAUGAUGAAACUAAAACUUUUGAGGAAAAUCAAGAGAAUCGUAAAAACUAUUAUAAUGAACAUGAAAAACUAGUUCAAGAAGUAAAAGAACGAAAUAAGAAACGAGAAGAAGAAAUAACAUUUACAGAAGUAUGGUACACAUUUGUUGAUCCAUAUGCGACCGAAGUUGAUGAACGUGGUUCAGAUGAUGCAUUUCGAUCAGUUGGAAUUCUUAUUUUCAAAAAUGGUAAAAGAAUAGUUGAUGAAUAUGAAUGGAAAUAUGACAAUCAUAUUCCAUUAGUUUCAAAUGAUAAACUAAUUAUUUAUGAAAUUCAUAUUGGUGAUUUUCAAGAUAGAUUCACAGAUGUAACAUCUAAAAUAGAUUAUUUCGUAGAACUGGGUAUUACAGCUGUCGAAAUAAUGCCAAUUAAAGAAUAUCCAGGAGAAAUCGGUUGGGGUUAUACACCACGAUAUCAUUUUGCUAUUCAGAGUACAUAUGGAACAACAGCUGAAUUAAAAGAAAUGAUUGAUGCAUUUCAUAAACAUGGAAUUCGUGUUAUUAUGGACGGUGUUUACAAUCAUUGUGAUGUUUCUGCACCAUAUACAGCAAUUGAUCAUGAUUAUUGGUUUCUUCAUGACCCUAAAGACCGAGUGUAUUGCUGGGGACCAGAAUGGAAUUAUCAAAAAUAUGAUGAAAAAUAUAAAUUAUGGCCUGCAAGAAAAUAUGUUGGUGAUUCUAUUAAAUAUUUUAUUAAUGAAUUUCAUAUUGAUGGUAUUCGUUUCGAUGCAGCAACUCAAAUUGCUAAUGAUGAAUUUCUUCGAGUUGUUGUAGAACAGUCAAAACAACAAGUUCAAGAUCGUGGAUUUGGACCAGAAUUUUAUUGUGUUGGUGAAUAUCUUCCGGAUAAACCCGAAUAUGUUAUAUCUAAUGGUGGACCUAUGGAUGGAGUUUGGCACGAGAGUUUCUAUUGGAGAAUUCGAGAUUCUGUGUUUACUGGCACAUCAAGCUGGGAAGAUCUCAAAGAUGUUAUUGAUGCUCGUCGACAAGGAUAUAAGAAUAUAACUGAUGUUGUUAAUUAUCAAUCCAAUCAUGAUCAUGAUCGUUUAUUAGUUGAUAUUGGUAAAGAACUUCAAAUAUUUGAUGUAGAUGCAUUUCGUCGUGUUCGAAUGGCAUUUACACUUCAAGCAACAUCCUAUGGUCUCAUGAUGAUUUGGAUGGGUGCAGAAUUUGGUGAAUAUAAAGAAAAAACUCCAGGUAUAGCAAAAUUAGAUUGGUCAUUGAUUGAAGAUCGUGAAGAUAAUUCAAAUGCUAUUAAUAAAGAACAAUUACAAUAUUACAAAGAUGUUAUUCAACUACGAAAACUAAAUUCAGCAUUAUCAACACCUAAUCUUGAAUUUAUAUUCGAAGAAGAAAAUGAUCAAAUCAUGGCUUGGCAUCGAUGGAAUUCACCUAGGUAUGAUCCUCAUGAACAAGGUGAUCAUGUAGUUGCUGUAUGUAAUUGGUCAUCAACAACAUAUGAGAAAUAUGAAAUAUUAAACAUACCACGUAAUGGAAAAUGGUAUGAAUGGCUUAAUAAUGACAAAGAAUAUAUCGUAGCAAAUAAUAAACUAACAGUUGAUGAUUUUAUUGAUCAUACAGUUCGAGUAUUUAUAUAUGAAGUAAAAAGAAGUGAGGAAGAAGAACGCGUAUCUAGUUAA
This is a messenger RNA of Adineta steineri, 1911 nucleotides long. The record is from the annotation of a GenBank genome assembly. Lineage: Eukaryota; Metazoa; Rotifera; Eurotatoria; Adinetida; Adinetidae.